GCCGCCCGCCCCGGGCUGCCGCAGCGCCGCGAUGGAGACGGCGGAGAAGGAGUGCGGAGCCCUCGGCGGCCUCUUCCAAGCCAUCAUCAACGAUAUGAAGAGCUCCUACCCCAUAUGGGAGGAUUUCAACUCAAAGGCCACCAAGCUGCACUCCCAGCUCAGGACCACGGUGCUGGCCGCAGUUGCCUUCCUGGAUGCCUUCCAGAAAGUGGCUGACAUGGCCACCAACACCCGAGGUGCCACAAGGGACAUUGGCUCGGCGCUGACCCGGAUGUGCAUGCGGCACCGCAGCAUCGAGGCCAAGCUCCGCCAGUUCACCAAUGCCCUCAUGGAGAGCCUGAUAAACCCUUUGCAGGACAGGAUUGAGGACUGGAAGAAAACUGCCAACCAGCUGGACAAGGACCAUGCAAAAGAGUACAAGCGAGCACGCCAUGAGAUCAAGAAAAAGUCCUCUGACACCCUCAAGCUCCAGAAGAAGGCUCGCAAAGAACUACUUGGGAAGGGGGACCUGCAGCCCCAGCUGGACAAUGCGCUGCAGGACGUCAAUGACAUGUACCUGCUGCUGGAGGAGACGGAGAAGCAGGCGGUGCGCAAAGCCCUCAUCGAGGAGCGGGGCCGCUUCUGCACCUUCAUCACCUUCCUGCAGCCCGUGGUGAACGGGGAGCUCACCAUGCUGGGAGAGAUCACCCACCUGCAGGGCAUCAUCGAGGACCUGGUGGUGCUCACUGCUGAGCCCCACAAGUUGCCCCCCGCCAGUGAGCAGGUGAUCAAGGACCUGAAGGGCUCUGACUACAGCUGGUCCUACCAGACGCCCCCGUCCUCGCCCAGCAGCUCCAGCUCCCGCAAGUCCAGCAUGUGCAGCAGCGUUAGCAGUGCCAAGGGUGGCAUGGCGUGGCCCGGCGGGGCUCAGACCUGCUCACCCAGUUCCACCUAUCGCUACCGCAGCCUGGCGCAGCCCCCCGCCGCCGCCACCCGCCUCUCCAGCGUCUCCUCCCACGACUCCGGCUUCAUCUCCCAGGACGCCGCUUACUCCAAACCGCCUUCCCCCAUGCCCUCGGACAUCACCAGCCAGCAGAAGUCCUCCAGCUCGGCGUCCUCAGAGGCAUCCGAAACCUGCCAGUCAGUUAGCGAGUGCAGCUCCCCCACCUCGGACUGGUCCAAGGCCAGCCCCUAUGACCAGCCGGUGGUCCCUACGCUGCAGCGGCGCAAGGACCGGGUGGAGCACCUGCGGGAAGCCGAGCUGGGCUCUCCUGCUGCCGGCUACCCGGCCAUCGCUGGCGAGGAUGCUCCCAGGCCCCGGAUGUCGCCGGCUACCAUUGCCGCCAAGCAGCAUGGGGAGGAGGUGUCCCCUGCCGCCAGCGACCUGGCCAUGGUCUUGACCCGUGGGCUGAGCUUGGAGCACCAGAAGAGCAGCCGGGACUCGCUGCAGUACUCCAGUGGCUACAGCACGCAGACCACCACCCCCUCCUGCUCUGAGGACACCAUCCCUUCCCAAGGCUCCGACUACGACUGCUACUCGGUGAACGGUGACGUGGAGUGUGACCCCCAGAGCGAUUUCGACAAGUCCUCCACCAUCCCACGCAACAGCAACAUCGCCCAGAACUACCGGCGGAUGAUCCAGACCAAGCGUCCUGCCUCCACCGCGGGGCUGCCCACCGGCACCAACCUCCCGGCCGGCACCACGCCCGGGGUGGCCACCAUCCGCCGCACGCCCUCCACCAAGCCCUCGGUCCGCCGCACGCUCUCCAACGCCGGCCCCAUCCCCAUCCGACCCCCCAUCGUCCCCGUGAAGACCCCCACGGUGCCCGACUCCCCUGGCUAUGCCGGCCCUACGCGGGUGGGCAGCGAAGAGUGCGUCUUCUAUGCCGACGACGCCUCUCCCAACCCCCUGGAUUUUGCCAAAGCUUCGCCCAAGCGGCUGAGCCUUCCCAACACCGCCUGGGGUGGCGGUGCCAUGGAGAUCUCCGUCUACCCCGGGGCCGGCCAGCACCUCUCCGCUGAGGAAGAGGAGGACCAGCAGCUGGCUGCCAACCGGCACAGUUUGGUGGAGAAGAUUGGGGAGCUGGUGGCUGGCGCCCACGCCCUGGGGGAAGGCCAGUUCCCCUUCCCCACCGCCCUCGCGGGGUCCGGCCCCAGCGAGGAGACCCCCGCGCCGCCCCCCGCCGCCUCCAUGGACCCCCCGGCCGAAGACAUGCUGGUGGCCAUCCGGCGCGGGGUGCGCCUGCGCAGGACCGUCACCAACGACAGGUCGGCCCCGCGGAUAUCGUGAUGAUGCCCCGGCCAGCGGGGCCGUGCCCACCGUGGCCAUGCACCCCCGGGGGCCCCCACCCGCCGGCACCCGCUGCCCUGUCCCUCCCUGGUGCCCCCUGCUUCCUGCCCCUCUGUCUCCUCCUGCCC
Molecule: messenger RNA, 2397 nt
Organism: Ficedula albicollis (Collared flycatcher)
Lineage: Eukaryota; Metazoa; Chordata; Aves; Passeriformes; Muscicapidae
Gene: MTSS2
Product: metastasis suppressor 1-like
Exons: 15
Coding region: 32-2269 (745 amino acids)
Biological process (GO): cell projection assembly; plasma membrane organization
Cellular component (GO): cytoplasmic side of plasma membrane; actin cytoskeleton
Molecular function (GO): actin binding; phospholipid binding
Source: RefSeq, a predicted model, not a curated record